Molecule: messenger RNA, 1158 nt
Organism: Daldinia decipiens
Lineage: Eukaryota; Fungi; Ascomycota; Sordariomycetes; Xylariales; Hypoxylaceae
Exons: 3
Coding region: 1-1158 (385 amino acids)
Source: RefSeq, a predicted model, not a curated record
AUGGCUUCCUACGUCUUGUUGUUGUUGUUGUUGUCACUUCUUCACGUCGCUACCGCUUUCGACAAGGCUUACCGCCUAUAUGCGCAGCAGUGGAAUGGAAGCGUAUCUUCAGAACUACGAUCGGUUCAAGGCGGACUGGGAGCGUUCGACCAUCAAAAGAUUCUACCUUAUCCGAAUAGUAAAAGUUUUGACUGGUGGUACUUUGAUGCGGUAUCGACUUCCUCGGACAACGAGUCUGUUGUUAUUAAUUUCCUGGAGGCUGGGGACUAUGCCGUGACACCGCAAAUAAGUGGUAGUCUGAUCAUCUCGAUCGUAGGAACAUUCAAGAAUGGGACAAGCUACUCGUCUGGUGGACUCGCAUCAUAUGGGGCGAACAUCACUACGAAUGAUAAGAGUAUUGCAAGCCAAUGGAAGGGACCCGGCAUGAAUAUGGCUUUUGAGGGCUAUCUAGACCCAAAGGAUAAUAAAGUGUCUUAUAACGUGACGCUCGAUUACUCUGCUGCAGGAAUUUCCGGUUCGUUGCUGUUACGUGCCAGAGCGCCCCCGCGAUAUCCUUGCGAUCCUAACGUCCUCGGUGUGACGGAAGAAGUUUCCCCUGGCUUGGGCUGGGCCAAUGCGAUUCCUGAUGCCGAUGCCACACUAGACCUGACUAUAGGGGGAGAGCACGUGAAGUUUACUGGAAAUGGAUACCAUGACAAGAACUGGGCUGAUCGCCCGUUUACGGAACUACUGGACUUCUGGUACUGGGGACGCGCUCGCGUUGGUCCGUAUUCUCUAGUUUGGUUUGAUCUGAAAGUACCAGAUGGGGGACAUCACCGGUCGGGAUAUAUCUCGAAGGACGGUGAAGAUAUUUCUAUCAGCUGCACAGAUACUUCAGCAACAGUCAUACCGUGGGGCACUAACAGCGAAUACACCCCGAAGCCAACUACCGGUCCGCCAGAAGGUAUCACCGUCUCAUUCGAUAUCGGCGAGAAGGGUACUUUCGUUGCCAACAUCACCACUCAGCUACUAUUGGCAGACUUCCACAGCUACCAAAGAUAUAUAGGUCCGGCAACUGGUGGCUUUGAGAACGGAGAGAUCUUUACCGGAAAAGCUCUAUAUGAAGUAAUGCAUCUGGCCUCAUCAGACGUUGGGUUGAGUUCGAACUAUUCGUAUUAG